Molecule: messenger RNA, 687 nt
Organism: Seriola dumerili (greater amberjack)
Lineage: Eukaryota; Metazoa; Chordata; Actinopteri; Carangiformes; Carangidae
Gene: fgf5
Product: fibroblast growth factor 5
Exons: 3
Coding region: 1-687 (228 amino acids)
Biological process (GO): regulation of cell migration; positive regulation of cell population proliferation; fibroblast growth factor receptor signaling pathway
Cellular component (GO): cytoplasm
Molecular function (GO): growth factor activity; fibroblast growth factor receptor binding
Source: RefSeq, a predicted model, not a curated record
AUGAAUGUUCCUCUUUACCUUCUGACCUUCGCUCACUUGAUUUGCGCCGCCGCCGGAGAGGAGCACGUCUCUUUGGAGCGCCAACUUCUGGAGGAGGGGAUCAGAUCGGGACGCAGGACUUGCAGGCUCUACUGUAGGGUUGGCAUCGGCUUCCACCUCCAGAUUCAUCCCGACGGCAGAGUGAACGGCAGCCAUGAGCCCAACCAGCUGAGUGUCCUGGAGCUCUUUGCGGUUUCUCAGGGGGUCAUCGGCAUCAAAGGGGUCUACAGCAACAGAUUCCUGGCCAUGAAUAAAAGAGGACGGCUCCACGCCACCGAGUGGUUCACAGACGACUGUAAGUUCAGAGAACGUUUCCAGGAGAACAGCUACAACACUUACGCCUCAGUAAUCCACAGGAACCACAGGACUGGUCGCGAGUGGUUUGUGGCCCUCAACAAGAGGGGGAAAGCUAAAAUGGGCUCCAGCCCGCGGGUCAAAUCCCAGCAUGUCUCCACCCACUUCUUGCCAAGGGUCAGUCUGCAUGACAGGAGCGAGCGAGGCUUCACCAUCACAGACAGGAGCAAAGAGAGGAGGAAAUCCCCGCCGCCAGCACCGCCCAAACCUCCCUUGGCGAAGGCUAACGUCCACGCGGGAACAGCACCGAGACGCACGCAAGUCAAGUACUGGCCCAAGUACCGGUUUGGAUAG